AUGACUUUAUUAGCAAGGGGAUGCGACCGGCAGUGGCGGGUUGGAGAGGCGCCGCUGCAGCUGGUUUCAGCGCGGGUGCGUAAAGCGGGAGGAGUUCACAGUGGUUUAAACCUGCAGCGACCCGCGGCGGGUGAUGUGAACCAGCGAAGUAUACGGGCGACGACACGGAGCAGCGCAAGGCUGCACCAGCAUCAGGGUGAGGCCGCGGGGUGGCUUGGAAGUGAGCGGCAGCAGCGGCAAUUUGCCGGUGCAGGCGAGGCCGCGGCUGUGAAGGCGGACCGAUCAAGCCGCGGAGGUAAGGUCGCGGAUGAUUUGAGCAGUGCGAAACAGCGCGAAACAGGCCACAACGGCUGCUCAGAAGCGGUCGUGGAGGCAGAGCGCUACGUGAUCGUGAUCAUGGCGUUAGUGCGGGAGCGGAUGGUGAUGUGCGACGGCGGCUUCGACGCCGAGGCCUCCGUGUUCGACGCGCUCGGCUACGGUGGCCACGACGUGCUGCUUGGAGGCCUGGAAGCGGCGGCGCAUUUCGGGGGCUAUGCGUACGCCCACGACGAGCCAGCCGGCGCCGAGAGCGCCUACGCGCCGGAGAGCGCGAGCUGGGCGGGCGCGGGGGCGUCCGUGCUCGCGUUCGACCGCGCCGCGCGGGGCCACGCGGUCCAGGCUAUCGCGGAGGAGGAGGCGUGGAUGGACGCCAUGGACGAGGACCAGCACGCGGGGCCAGCGUCUACCAUAGGGUUCGACCCGGCCACAGGCUGCUUCAGCCUGACGCAGAGCUCCGGUGGCGCGUGCCGGCCGUUCGGGCUCCUGUUCCCGAGCACGUCCAACGGCUCGCCCGAUGCCGCGGGGCAGGCGCGCGUUCAGGACCAGGACGCGGAGCAGCGGGCCACCAAGAAGCGGUGCGGUGCGAGCAGGAAGACGAGCAAGGCGAAGCCGGCGGCGCCCACCACCACCUCGCCCAAGGGAGACCCGCAAAGCCUCACCGCAAAGAACCGGCGGGAGAAGAUCAGCGAACGGCUCCGGACACUGCAGGAGCUGGUGCCCAACGGCACCAAGGUCGACAUGGUCACCAUGCUCGAGAAGGCAUUCAGCUACGUCCAGUUCCUGCAGCUGCAAGUCAAGGUGCUGGCGACGGACGAGUUCUGGCCGGCGCAAGGGGGAACGGCGCCGGAGAUCUCCCAGGUGAAGGAGGCGCUGGACGCCAUCUUGUCGUCGCAGAGGGGCAACUGAAUUGAACUGAACUAGUCUAGCUAGAAAGGAGAAACUGCUUUGGCUCAGCCUCCGCGACAAACGUAUAAGGAUAUGGUAGAGAUUAAUCAACAACGAACCACCUCGUUCGAAGAUAAAUAAGGAGACAUAUGCAGGGAAAUACCCCUUUCCUGGGUAUAUAUACACUCAGAAAUUAGAAGAAAAAAAUAAAAAUAAAAAGUUCAGAUUUUUAAUAAUCUUAAGUUCCUUUAGCACUAGUAUGUAAUUUUCCGUCAACCAAAACCCUGCAUUGACUUCGGGGCGAAAAAACAAAAAAAUUGGUCAAAAUAGUGUGAAUAGUGUCAUGUACCCAAUAGUGUGAGUAUAUACCAAUAAUUUUAGUUUCUUUUUGCCCAGAA
This is a messenger RNA of Triticum urartu, 1601 nucleotides long. RefSeq lists its product as uncharacterized. Gene Ontology annotation, biological process: regulation of DNA-templated transcription. The record is from RefSeq and is a predicted model, not a curated record. NCBI's taxonomy places the organism in Eukaryota, Viridiplantae, Streptophyta, Magnoliopsida, Poales, Poaceae. Gene Ontology annotation, molecular function: protein dimerization activity; DNA-binding transcription factor activity.